AUGAAGACCCGACCUGCAGGGAUCGGCAAUUCCAAUGCCGACUGGAUGGGCUCCCUCCCCCCCAAACUCAGUGCCAUGCCCCUCAAACACCUCGCUGUGCCAGGGUCCCAUGAUUCUUUUACCUACUGGGUAGAUGUGCAUGCUCCUGUGGGACCUGACCAGAAGGUAUAUGUGAAGUACCUCGCCACCAUGUUCAGCGUCUUAGCCAAGAAGGUCAUGGUGAAGUGGUCCAUGACCCAGAAUCUGACAUUUAAAGAGCAGCUGGAUGCAGGAAUUCGCUACUUUGAUCUCAGGGUCUCCUCCAAACCGGGGGAGCCUGGAACUGAGAUCUACUUCAUCCAUGGCCUUUUUGGCCACAAGGUGUGCGACGGUUUGUUAGAAAUUAACUCCUUCUUAAGCAGACACAGGAAAGAGGUAGUGUUUCUAGACUUCAACCACUACUAUGCAAUGGGCCCAGAGCAUCAUGUGUACCUCAUCAACAUGCUGCAGGAAGUGUUUGGCAGCAAGCUGUGUAACAACUGUGCAGUGGAGAGCAUCACUCUGGACUACCUCUGGCAGAAGAAAUACCAGGUGAUUGUGUUCUACCAUCAUCCAUCAGCUCAGGGCAUCUCUGUCAUGUGGCCUGGCAACAAGAUCCCUGCUCCCUGGGCGAACACCACAGAACCCAACAAGCUCACACAGUUCCUGGAGACGACACUUAAAGAAAGAGCCAAGCAGGGAUCCUUCCACGUGUCUCAGGCCAUCCUGACACCCAGGGUCAACACCGUGGCCAAAGGCCUGGUCUGGGGGCUGCGCAACUACCUGGUGGAGAAAAACCUGCCGACCAUCAUGGCCUGGGUUAAGGAUCAGAAGCCAGGGGUGGACGGGGUCAACAUCAUCACCUCUGACUUUGUGGAGCUCACGGACUUUGCCAACAUAGUCAUCAAACUCAACAAUCUACUGUUGUCUGAACAGGACGGCAAACUAAGAUGA
Molecule: messenger RNA, 972 nt
Organism: Plectropomus leopardus (leopard coralgrouper)
Lineage: Eukaryota; Metazoa; Chordata; Actinopteri; Perciformes; Serranidae
Gene: plcxd2
Product: phosphatidylinositol-specific phospholipase C, X domain containing 2
Biological process (GO): lipid metabolic process
Molecular function (GO): phosphoric diester hydrolase activity
Source: RefSeq, a predicted model, not a curated record